AUAAAAACAAUGCAAGAAAUUUGGUAUUCAUUUUGCAGCUGCGCACUAAAACGAACAAAUUCGAAUAAAAACAUAAUUAGUCAGCUGUCAAGAAAUGCAACAGGGUGGCAACGCCCAGCGCCGAAUUUGUUUUGUUUGUGCAUGUGUUUGUUGUUGCUGGACAAGGGCGCAUUUUUUGAGCCAAUUUGUUUAAACUAAUAACUAAUAGAAUGCUCUAGCCAGUUGGAGCGGAUGCAAUAUAACACUAUUAGAGCAUGGCAACAGCAAGUGGCAGUAGCGAAAUUGUUAUACUCACAGAAGUGGUGCGUGAACAAUAUGUACGCUAUUUGGAGCGCCAGUUACAGGAGAACGUGUGCGUUUGGGCAGCAGCUUCCAGGAAUCACCAUAAGCCCACAGCCUGGGCAUGCAUUGCGCACAGCGUCAAGGCAUUGGAGACACAUGCAAUUAAAGCCUGCCAGGCGGCACAACUGUAUCAGCGUGCCAUGGUCAAGAUGAUCGCCGCGGUGCGACGCAACACGCAGGAAUGCCGCCUAGCGGAUGCGCUUUUCAACCAAAUGCAGCAACAGCACGUCGUCGAGGAUACAACGUCAGCGAAAGCCCCAAAGGCGAAUCCCAGCAUCGUACAUGCCCCAUCGUACAAGCGGCUAGUCGAUAAGGCAACACAAACGACAAGCGUGCCGAAUGAUGAGAAGAACGACAAUUAUACAAGCUACACGCUGUCACAGAAAAUCGAUUUGUUUCAGUCACAGCUCGCAGAACUUGAAUGCAAAGACCAGCCGCCAGCUGAAGUCAAUGGCAAUAAGCGGCCCGCAACACCCAUGUCCAGCACAGAAGAUGAAGUAGCGCAGGAGCUGGCCAAGCUAUUUGACGAUGAACCAACCGAUCUAAAUGCCAUAUUUGGCCUUGAGAUUGACACCACAGAGGCGCCAGACCAACUACAAAAACCCCCUGAUAUGGCAGCUCAGCUGAAGGCCCUGCCAUCGCCUGCCACGCCGUCACCUGUGCCGUACAGCCAAAGCUUUACGGAUCUAAGAAACAGUCUCUGGCCCUGCGAAUUGUAUGCACAACGGCGACGCCUCAACGCAUGCUUGGUGCAUUUGCUGGAUGCAGACUGGCGCUAUGAGGAUGCGCUAAGAUAUAAAUUCCAUAUGCUCUUUGGCGAAGACAGUGACGAUGAGUUUGCCACACAUAUAACUAGUCCUAGCAUCGAUCUAGUCGAUGAAGUCCUGCUGGCCAGCUGCAUAUUACGCAUACGUCCCUGGAUCGUGCGGCACUUGAUGCGUCCGCUGCAGGAAGGCCUUAUUGCCAAUCGUUUUCUGUUCAAAAAGGUGGCCAAGAUGCUUGCCAACAACAUUGUGCUGACCAAUCCAUACGCCAGCGAACGGCAAGUGAGGCAGGCCGUGGAGCACAUGUUUUGCAUCCAACCCAGAGGUGUUCAAAGCGCACUUGAUCUGGAAUCGUUGCCGCCAGUGUUCAUCGAAAGAUUUGAAAGUUAGGCAAAACGUAAAAACUAUUUUCUAACAUUAAAUUAUUCUCAAAGAA
Drosophila novamexicana is the source of this 1542-nucleotide messenger RNA. RefSeq lists its product as uncharacterized. The coding region runs from base 255 to 1496 and encodes 413 amino acids. NCBI's taxonomy places the organism in Eukaryota, Metazoa, Arthropoda, Insecta, Diptera, Drosophilidae. The transcript has 3 exons. The record is from RefSeq and is a predicted model, not a curated record.